Porites lobata is the source of this 7869-nucleotide messenger RNA. The record is from the annotation of a GenBank genome assembly. Lineage: Eukaryota; Metazoa; Cnidaria; Anthozoa; Scleractinia; Poritidae.
CAUAGUUGUUCGACUGGAGACACAACCAAUACAAUGGGACAAUGGGACUCAAUAUUCUUGGUAACAUAGGCAGACUCGACAGUUGUGUCGAACACCAAAGAAUCGAUGGAAGCAACCACAAAGGUGCUAUGGUUAUAUAAAGACGCAUAUUUAUUUUUUCUUCCUUCUUCAGCAAACAUUUGAACCAUGCUUAACACUUGUUUAUGAAACACAAAGACCGAAGCCUUUUUUGGAAUGAAUCCUUAGCACUUUCCGAGAAAUCGAAACGGAAGUAAAACAAUGCUCACUUCAAUAGUUAGGGAAAAUUCCCUCGGGCCAUAAGGAUUUUCUUGGAAUUGGCUGAUAUUGCUGAGACUGUGGAUGUGUUCAGAUUAGUACUUUUGAAGAUUGAUCUUACGCCGGAAAUUUCAAGGGAAAAGCAAUGGAUCACGAAGGUAACAGAGUCAAAACUUCUCUUUCCCGACAAGUUCUAGUCAGUUAUAAAUUACUAGGGGUUUUGAUGGCGUUUUAGAUAAAAUCAACAAUGACUUAGAUACCUGUGUUUAAGUUCGAAUAACAAGUGAUACAUUAGGGUCGAUCCCAGGUGUUUGCAAUGUUAGCGUUCUUGAGGAAACCGAAAAGCGCGUUCAUCUUCUUAGUUUUGUUUCACUCAACUUGAUUGCUGAAUUACAACUUCCAAUGGUUUACGGAUGUUUGAUUUCAUAUUAUUAGAAGCUGAAGUAGGAAAGACUCAAACGUCUCUAAAUUGCCUAUUUCUAAAACUACAUUUCGAAUUUUGAGGACUCGAAUUAACAUUUGAGCCUGAUGAAAUAAUGUCAAUAUCUGAUUAAUACUAAGUUCUUUCUGUCUUGUAAACGCAGGCAAAAAAAAACGGAAGUUUGAAUCUCAGGAAUAGUAUUUUUAUUAUAAUUGUGUGAGUGUGCGUGUUUCCUUCUCCUUCAUAACCUUCAUGAUAUUUUAACCAUAAUAUUUUAUAUUUUUACUGCAGAAGUUUACGAAAAAAAUGUUUAUGGAGGCUCGCUUUAAUUUAGCAAAAAUUACAGUGAACUAAACAUUCCGAGCAAUUCUUGGAAUUCCGUGAAAAUGAAAGUGGAAUAUGCUCACUGCAUUAUUUGUUAAUAAAAAGAGAACUCCCUUUGACCCGAAGAUAUUCUUGAAAAUCGGCUGCAUAUCUGAAAUCGCCAACUUUAUAUCAUGUCAGUUUCAUUGCCACCCCAACGUAACCACCAACGACCCCAAGGCACCGCAAAUCGGUUUUGACACCGCAUGGUUAUUGCAUAAAAAUAUCCCUGGUAGAGAACCAUUUAUUGGACACAUUUUUGGAGAAAAACAUGAAAUCAGGGACAGCCAUAACUUUUGCAAGAAAAAGCGUUGAGUAUAGGGUGAAGCACCCAAGUAAAGUGAUAAGGGAUAAGCACUGUAUAAAACCAUGAUAUAAUUGAAUAUAAACGAGGCGGAACUCGACAAAAACUUUACCGAGGGUAUCAGUGGGAACAAUUUCUGUAUUAACAGGCUAAUGUGGAUAACUUCGCUCUAUAAAUGGUUGUUUUUUUUUUCGUUGCAUACUUUAGCAUUUGAAGGAUUGAUGAUUUCUGAUAAUUCAAGCUACAUUGCUGUAGUUGCAAUUGAUUUUGGAACCACGUACAGCGGUUUCGCUUUUGCCUUCAACCACAAGGAAGGAGAAGGCGGUAUCCAUAUGAACAAGGCAUGGGGAAACGAGCAAGGUCUUUCCACUCUGAAAACAUCGACGUCUUUGCUUCUUCGUCCCGACGGUCAGUUUGAUUCAUUUGGAUUUGAAGCAGAUGAAAAAUACGCCAACUUUUUUUGCGGGGAAGAUCAACAGUAUAUGUACUUCAAACGGUUUAAAAUGACACUUCACAAAUCUGAGGUAAAAUCUUUAAGUUAUGAAAAUUUGUUUCCUAUGUUAGAUAUCCUAAUGCUUAUCCCGCGGUAAAAAGAAUAUUGCUGCAUUUGAAGACAGUGAUUGCGUAACAUUCCCAACAAAAACAUUGCACGCAAAUGAUGACUGCAUCUACAGUCAUAAUAACUGAAAAAUAAGGACUCGGCCACAGAGACCUAAUUAGUGUGCCACAGAGAGACUGUGGAGAGAGGAAAAGAAAGAACGCGCCAUGGUCCUCCGUGCUCUUGCUAUUUUUGGUUAUUUGAAUUUUAUUUCAAUAGGGUGCAAAAGUGUGACGUCAUAAAAAAGUGAAACUGUGGGAUUUGUCAGGAUAUUCUGAAAGACAACAUCCAAGAGGCCUAUUUGCCAAAAACUAGCAUUGAGGGGCAAAUUGCCUUUGAGAUAUUAGCAUAGUUAUGCCCUGAUGACUCCAUACAAAUCCUUCUACAUUUGGGUUGCUAGGAGAUUUCGUAGGAAUAUGUAAGCGUUACCCCUUAAGUAGGCUAAGUAUAGCUUGUGAGAUAAGGCAUCUCUUAUGUAGUCUUGUGUAUUUAUACUGUAGAGUCUGGACCGUAACGCCAAGUUGAUAGCAAGUAAUGGAAGAAAAUUGGAAGCUCUCACCGUUUUUUCACAUUCAAUAAGAUAUCUCAAAGAUAAAGCUAUCGAAAUAAUCCGUGAGGUGACUGGAGAUGAUGGGUACAAUGCUAUGGACAUACAGUGGGUCUUAACGGUACCUGCUAUUUGGAAACCUGCUGCUAAGCAAUUUAUGAGAGAAGCUGCCUAUAUGGUGAAUAAUACUAAUACAUUUUUCUCUCUUAUUGUUCAUUUCUUUCUUUCUUUUUUGGUAAGUGCAUUUCAAAAUUUGUUGCUGUUUUACUUCGCUUCAUUGCUUUUUUGGUGUUUUUGUUUUCUUUGCAUUUUCUGUCAUUUCGUGUUUUAAGUAUCACCUUGUGAAGACUAAGGGCCUGUUUUCAUGGAGGUGGGGGACCCCAGGUAGGUGAGGUAACCCGCUUAGGUGGGGUAACCCGUUUGUCCAUAUAAUCUCUCAUUUUAAUCUGAUCACGUUUACAUGAUAGGUGGGGUGACUCACAAUAUUUUACCUCAACUACCUGGCGUCCCCCACCUCCAUUUAAACAGGCCCUAAAUAGCAAGCCAACCUUCUGAACGAACUCGUUUUGCAAGCUAAAUAAAAAACUGCGAAUCAUUGUGUUUCAUUGUCACCUAUGAUAAAACUUACAUUAAUCAGAAUUAUUCUUCUAAACUUGGACACAGUCAUGAUAGAAAUAUAUUUUUCCGAUGGAUUCUUAUUUUUAAGGGUAUUGAAAAAAUGAAAUGCACCAUAGGCAGCUGAACGGUGCUCGCAGGUUGUUUUCUAAAUGAGCUAUUGAGUUAUCGAGGCUAUAAUAACUCUGCUCCGUGUAAUACCAUUCUAUCCUUAUUUGAAGGCUGGUAUUGCUUCUGCUAAUAACCCGGAACAGCUACUUAUUGCGUUAGAACCAGAAGCUGCAUCAAUUCAUUGCAGAGACAAAAAGAUGAAGGACUUCACAAGUGAGAGAGGGGAUGCUGCUGUAUCUGACAUAUUUGCACGCCCAGCAGCAAAAUAUUUGGUGGUAGAUAUUGGAGGUAAUCUAUCUGAUGUAAUAGCAUUCAGUUCGCCCCGUGUAAGGGAAUGCAAGACUGACAGUCUUGGAUUCUGAACUCCUCGGCGUGGAUUACGGAUUCCAGGUACUGGAUUGCAGCCUUUAUCAGUGGAAUUGACCUACAUUCCAAAGCCUAGAAUUCCAUAUUUCCUGAUUCCGGAUUCCACAUGCAGAAAUUUCACAGAUUCCCUUACAUGGGGCGACACUUAUCUUGUCUUUGAGUGUUUAAUCAUCCUAGUAGCUUUGAUGCGACAUCUUUUAUCUUUUGUUGCAUAGAACUGUCUAUCUUAAUUGUCAGACUUUCAAGAUCGACCUCCUUUUCUGCCCAUUCUCUAUUUAUGUCGUAUUCAAGAGUUAAGGUCUAAGUAACGGCAGUGAUUUUUAGUAAAAAUAACUCACUUACCUUGUUAUAAAAUGAACGAGAAACUAAAAUGCUAAGAACAAGAGGAGGAACAGAGUGCAGUGCACGUUUCUUUAACACUGUAAAUUACGCUUGUUUGAGCAAAACCUGAGAUGUUCAAGUCUGAUAUACAGCUAUUUUGAGAAAGGUUGUCGAAAACAUGUGCAGGCGACAAUCCCGACAGGUAACCUGGGAUAUGUUCAAUACAGUGUUCCUGACACUGUAACUGUCAAACCUACUGUUGUUGCUUUCCUUUACCACCAAAUUUCUUUGAAAAACAGUGAACUCAAAACCACCCACGAUACCUUUCGGGGUUGUCGCGUGCACUUUAUCCGACAACCUUGCUCGAAAUAGCUGUAUAAAUUCAGUAGAGGUGGCGUCAGUACAUUUCUGACCUUUUGUUUGCAUUUAAAUAUAUAUUAGCCUGCGCCGCAGACGAAACUAAACCCUGGUAAAGUCGUCUGCGAAACAGCACUGAAAUUCUUGUUCUGUAAUACACAGAGUUUUCUUUUUCUUUUUCUUGUAAAGGUGGAACUUUAGACGUGACAGCUCAUGAAAUCUUGACAAAUGGCAAUAUAAAAGAAAUAUUCCAGGUAACCGGGGGACCAUUUGGUGGAACAAAAGUAGACGAGGAGUUUGUGUCUCUUCUUAAGCAGUUCUUCGGAACUACUGUGGUGGAAGCAUUCUCUACCAGGUAUCCUGGAGAAUGGCUUGACAUGAUGAACGACUUUGAAAUGAAGAAGCGAGGGCGACGAGCGUUCGAGGGUGGAACGACAAGACUUCGACUUCCCCGUUCCUUAACAGCAUUAAUAUCGGAGUAUCGUGGACCCGCCAGUAGCAUAGAAGGAGUACAGUUCCUUAGGAAUGAAUAUCUCUGUUUAGAAGCACCGGCGAUGAAGAAGUUGUUUAUGCCAGUUCUGGACGGAAUUGUAAAGCACCUGACCAACCUCCUGGAGAAUCGCUGCCUUAAGGAUUUGCAGUUUUUCUUUCUGGUGGGAGGCUUCGCCCAGUCUGCUCUUCUCCAGGAUGCCAUAAGAAAGCAAUUUAGUAGCAGGUAACAUAUCGUGCAUCUAAGGUUCAAUUAUUUUCAGAGUUAGCAUCAUUUGAUUGAGGAACCAGGCUAAACUAGGAAAUUUCAGCGUUACAUAUCUUCAGUCUCCAAACAGCUGCGCUGAAGUACGCAGUUAAAGCUGUCAUAAAAUCAAAGUUUAACCAAUAACAUAACAAGAUCUUGGAGUAUGAAAUUCUGUGCAUGGCUCAGAAAACCUUUCGAAAACCGAAGACACAUAGUUGCUUAUAGUUUUAUUUGUUUCCUUUGUCACCUUUUCGAACAUUUGUGGGAAAGAAAAGAAAAAUAUCACAUCCUCAAUAGAGGGAUUACAUUCAGAACAUGGUUAAUAGUCAAUAACAGGAUUCGGACAGAAAAAUAUAGGGUGUGGUUUGGCGGAAAAGAGAAUGGGACGCGUCUUCUGUUUUUUGAGUCCUGUGCAAGGGAUGGACCGUUCAAUUUUCAGCUACCCUCGGGGUUGGGUCAUCACAGUGUUUAAUGACAAAGACAGGUACACUUUUAAAAUUUCAUUAUAGCUCUGAGGUAGUUGGCCACAGUUGGUACCAAAAAGAUCACAGCCUAAAAUGAAUACCUUUAUAAACUCUCAAACCGAACCUCUGUCCUUUUUAAAAUGCAAUUUUAGCAAAAUAAGCGAUCCCUGUUUAACAUUCGACUUUAUUGAUCAAUGUUUUCACGACGCAAUUAGCUGCAAUGUUGUGUAUCCCGACUGAAGCAAACACAGGGGCACGAAAGUCUUAAUUCCUUGUUCUUAACUGUGACCCAGACAGAAGCUUUAAUCUUCAGGUGAAUGAACGAUUUUCCAUAACUGGUAUCCUAACAUUCCUAAACAGCGGCAGAUAUCGUAACUCAUAUAGCCCAUAUGUGGUGUCUCAACCUGGGGGACUAGCUCGGGCGUUUUAAUCGACGAACUGUUAAUCAUACGGCGAAAAACUGACAAUAUUUGUGGAUGUUUUGUCAUUGAAAAACGCUCUCAAUCAAUACCAUGGUCAAUGUGUAUGAACAUAUUUGCUGUAUCCCACAAAAUCUGAAAUCUGUCUAAGAUGAUUCAAAACUGCUACUAGACCAUCGUCGCCCAAAUUUCGAAAUCGUCAGUUAAAACGUGAGAUAACAAGCUUAAACUUUAAAUAGCAUUGAAAGUUGAAAGUGGCUAAAAUAGGUAUUUCCGAACAGGUGUGUUACCGACGAGAAUUCGUCGAGUACAACUAUGCUUGGAGGAGUUUUUUGCAACCUUUUUCCCACGUUUUUGUCCUACUCAUCCUUGUCACGGUAGAGCAAGGAAGAGAGAGAAUGAGAGGGAAGGGUUGGGGGGUUGAUGGGGAGAGACAGAGAGGCAGGGAGUCAUGCAAUCUGCUCCGCAGGGACGAGUAGCACAGAACCCUUCAAACGAGAUCUUUUCAUUUUAUUAUAAUAAUAAUAAUAAUAAUAAUAAUAAUAAUAAUAAAAGUCUAUAUUCAAGGUUUUAAACAAACGUUUAAACUUACAAGUUCCAUUAUAAAAUGAAGAUUCAACUGUCUAAGUCAUAAUUGCAAUUUAUUUAGAAUCAAAGAGGCGUCUAUUUACAAAUUUAAAGCAUUUCUUAAACCUCCCUGUAUUGACACGUGGAAUCUGGUAAGGAUACAACUCACCGCGUAGAGCCCUGCUCUUAAGUGGGGAGGGGGGGGAGGGGGGGAGAUCCUGCAGGGGAUGCGACGAGGUAAGCAUAAUACUUUUCCAGAGCCUCACAUCCCUGUCUUUAAUAACCUGUUGAAUCGAUGUUUCAUGCUGAAUAUCCCCAAAUCGAAAGGCCCCCCUCAAUAGCCUAUCAAUUUGACUAAGGUAUUUGGUAUAAGCAGCAACACCCCAAACUCUACGUUUUAGAGCUCUUUCCAUCAAAUCAUCAAAAUGUUUAUCCCAGUUGGUAGGACAAUCCUAAAAAGUCACUCCUAGAAGCUUCAAAUAUGACAGACGUUUAAUUUUGUCUUCCAGGUACAAGAUUUUAGUUCCGCUGGACGCAACUAUUGCAGUGGUGCAAGGGGCAGUGAUGUUUGGCCAAAAGCCGCGCGUCAUUGAUUCCAGAAUCAUGUCCACAACUUACGGUUUUGACAUUUGCCGCCGCUUUAAUCCCAGCCUUCAUCCUUUGGAGAAGAAGUACGUUGUAGAAGGUGAUGCUUAUUGUGAUGAUUGUUUCGAGGUUCUGGUUAAAGAAAAUGAAACAGUAAAAAUAGGAGAGAUUAAAAGAUUUUCGAAUUACCAGCCCCUGAGGCGAAGUCAAACAAGCGUCGCGUUUAACUUUUUUACCUCUACCGACCCAAAUGCAAAAUACAUUACUGAUAAUGCAGUGGGGUCAUCGAUAGGAAAAGCUGUUGUUAAAUCUCCUGAUAUUUCGAAGGGCACUGACAGAAGCCUUGAUGUCUGCGUCUAUUUUGGAGGCACCGAAAUUAAAGUAACUGCCAUUGACCUAACAAGCCGUAAUACUGGCACUGUGUAUUUGGACUUUUUGUGCAAGCAUUAGGAAAGUGAACGGUAUUAAUCAGAUUGUCACUGGUUUGCCGUAAAAACGAACCUAUCCUACGUUAACGCCCAUCAUAGUCUGGUUUCCGUUGACUUCAAAAAUUUUAAGAGGGGAGUAGUUACAUAAUGGAUAACUUUUAAGUACUCACAUACAUGUACUUAAAGUAAGCAUAAACUGCGAACCGUGUAUUAUCUUUUGUGUUUCCACAGUAGUAAGGCCACUAAGGCAAAAACCUUUUUUUGAAGUUUUGUUGUUCUUCAUAAAUAAGACUGACUUUGUUAUUUAUAUAUAUCAGUGGUAUUACAGGUUCACAACUGUUGCAGGUUGUCUAAGAGAUGAACAUAUUUCUAAAAAUGUCCUAACGUUAGA